UAUAGACAUAUUUAUUUAUUUCAUUUGAUUUCAAAAAAUUGUUAAGUCAUCUCACCCAUUUUUGCAUAAAUUUUAGCGUAGUUUAGUAUUUUUUGCUGCUCCAUGUUGUUAUUUCAUUUGGCAUAAUUUUAGCAUAAUUUUGCGGUCCUCCCUAGCAUAAUUUCAUUUUGAGCGCUGGCCACACUGACUAGUACCGGUAAACGGCAGCCGCUCGACUCUCUAGACUAUAGUCUAGAGUAUAGUCUAUCAUCAAUUUGGUUGGUGCAAGAAUUUGACGAAAAACGUUACUUAAAUAUAAACAGUGAUAGAAGUUGGAGCCUAGCAGUCUAACAGUUACAGCUGAUAAGUGAUAGAAGUUGGGAUAUUACAAUGCUUCAUCAUGGGGGAUGAGUGGAUCCAGAAGAUCUCUCGAAAGAGAAAUAUGCCUUAUUACUUCAACACGAGGACAGGAGUGACUCAAUGGAAUAAGCCGCCAGGACUGUCACAAAAGACACGUUAUGAUCAGAAUCUAGAGAGGAAAGAGUCCGGUGAAGAAAAAGAUGAGAGAAGCGCAAAGAAGGCGAAAGAAUUUUCGUCAGGGACAGGUACUGAGAGCAAGUCAUCUUCCAUCAAGGAUUCUGCUUCAGCUUCCAAGGCAAUACCUUCUGGAACUGACGCUGGUUCGUUGCCUGGGAACCAGCAGAGCCUACCAAGGGUGAUACUCCCAAGGAAGAGAAGGAAGAGGAAGAAACUGUCAUCGUCUUCAUCCGAAUAUCCGCAGGAGGAAUUCAAAGAAACUAAACGACCCGAGCCGGCAGAUAAGUGUAAUCUUUUGGCAGGGCCCCCGGCAAAACGUACCCAAGCCGUAAAACCUGUGAUGAAAGACACCAUUCGUCCCAAGGAUGUGAACAAACCUAGGGAAGAAUACCUAACUUUAAAGGAAACUAGUAGUGCUUCUCAUUCUUUGGAACAGACUUCACCAGAAUCUUUUUCUUUAAUGGAAGUUGACCUCCCUUUGAGAACGGAGGGGAAAGUUCUUGUGGUAGUGGACACCAAUGUGCUAAUCAACAGUGUUGACUAUCUCCAGCGUAUCAAGGGCAAAACUAUCAAAGAUUUAGGAGAUAUAAUGCUGACUAUUCCAUGGAUAGUAAUGGAAGAACUGGAUCAAUUGAAGGGUCCCAACUGCAUUGCAAUUACACCACUGUCUUCUGCCGUAAGAAAGGCCCUGGGUUUUCUGCAUAAAAACAGAACUGAUCCGAAUAUUAAAGGCCAAUCUUACAAUCAUUUUAUGAAGACAAGAAGAGGGAGAGAAGUGAAAGGAUCCAAUGAUGACAUGAUUCUUUAUUAUUGUUUGCAGUGCAAGAAAAAAUAUCCAGGAAACCUGGUGGUGUUGCUAAGUAAUGAUAAGAAUCUUUGCUUGAAGGCAUCGUUCAGUGGUGUGCCAUCUUCGGGAGACAAGGACUUCAGGAAUGAGAUCAGUAAACAGGCGAAUAGCCACGCCCGGCUCUCCAUCUCGUCCGACGACAAUGAGGUAUCCUCUCCUACCAAGGAUCAACCUUCCUCUGGGAGAUCUUCUCCAGAAGGGGCCAUUGCCUGUAUUUCUCCCAUAGAAUUCAAGGGUUCCGGACCAUUCCAAAGCAGCACAGGUAAAGACAGUGAAAGGAGAAUAGUAUCAUGGCCAACUCAGGAAAGUGAUGGGAAGAGAAGCACGCCUACUGUAAUGAAACAUCAGAGUAUUACCAACAGUCGCAAGACGUCUUCACCAAAACAAAGGACUGAUGUGGAGACUAAAUCAAAUAUUCAAAUUGGAGAAAACGAGGUGAAAAAACUGUCAACAUGUACUGGCCCUGUUAGAUCAGCAGAAACCAAUUUGGAAUUGAAAAAGGAGAAAUCAUGCAAGCAACUGAGCUCAGAGUCAGUCACAGAGAGGAAGAAGAAGGAGAAAGACUACACCAAAGACCUGAUGGGAUUUUUAAAGCUUAUGUUGGUUAUCAUAUUGAGGCAUGAGAUGAUGGAGAGCUACACUAAUCACUGGUUAGAUAUUGUACACAAGAAACCCCCUUGGUCUUUAAUAGAUGCUCUGCAAUGUAUUAAGAAACAUUAUGUAGCUGUUUUUGGACUACUGCUCGGGCGGCGAAAUGCAGAUGAAGUGGAUCGUCUUAUUGCUAUUGUGAAAAAUGUUCGAGAUGAUGAUGUUUUCUCUUCAAAACAGCUUGAGACAUUUUAUUUUGCCACCAAGGAGAUUUUGAUCCCACUAAAGAAAAAUGCAAAGUAUAAGGACAUUGCCACAAAGUGUGAAGAUGACAUUAAAAGGGUGUAUCAACAAUGUAAGCAGACCGUACAAGAUGCUACGCAAACCAGGAACAACACUGGUUUCCAGCGGGCCACAAAAACACCUCUGAGAAUAUCUUCAUCCUCUAUGCCUGUGGAAGAGAAAGAAAGUGUGCAGGAGAGUGAAGAAAUGUGCAUUUCACCACCAGCUACCACUUCUUCCAAUGGGCUUGAGACAGCAUUACUGAUUAAAAACCAGGAAGCUAGGGAGGAGAUUGAAGAGAGAAGGGAAGGUGAUGGUAUGGACCAUGUGACCUUCUGCGUUCUUUCUGUUUUUGAAGCCGUCUAUACUGUACUGAAAUACCAUAGGGAUGUGAUUGUAUGGUCAUUCAAGCACCUUGCCAGUGGGUGCCCUAUAGAGGGCCUCCCAACCAAAGAUGAAAGCCUUAACUACCUCUCGACAGCCCUGCCUCUUAUUGAGGUCAUUGUCCAAUCUCUUCAAAGAUUAAUAGGAAGCUGUAUCCCUGUUCCUGCAGUUCUUUGUGAAGAGGUCGUCCAUUCCUUGCAUGCCUAUGUGCAAGCCCUAAAGCUUGAUUUAGACAUCGGUGGAUUUCAUGCUGAAUUGUUCCAGCAGUUCAUCCUGUCCGAGGACAAUCGACAAAGAAUUGUGCGAGGGAGUCAACAAUAUUCAGAAGUUUUGCAGCAACUCCAUGAGUGUAGAGCAACAUUAAGUCAGUUUUGAAACAAACGGUUGCAGGGUGUCAGCAAAUCGUGUUAAAUAUUACAAAACGAAAAGAAAAAGAAUUGAUAGCAUAAUAUAAACAGAGGAUAAUUUGGAUCCUCCUUUUUACCACUUGCUGCAAUUUUGCAGAUGUAAAAAAUAUAUGAAAUACAGCAAUAUUACUGCCAUGCAAACUCAUACCCUGUUUGUAUCGGAUAUACUGUACCACAAAUUUUGUGGCUUCUUUGCAGACAAUUUGAUAAACAGUAAUGAUCGAUGCAUUGACUUUAUGUCAAAGAUGUUUUUGUAACAUGUAUUUCUGAUGCUUGUUACAGUGUGUGUGUGUGGGGGGGGGUAGCAAAUGAUUAUCCACUCCCCAUGAAACCUAUCACAUCAGACUUUAACAGUGUAUUUGAUAGAACAACUUGGUCCAUUUAAAGUAUUAAAGAGCAGUGCUUACAUCAAUUUCUAUGUGUUUACUGGAUUCAACUUUCCGUGGUAUCUUUUUCUUGUAGUAUUACUCUACUUAUUAAUUUAUUUUUAUUAUUUUUUCUUCUUAUCUAUGUCUUUC
Messenger RNA from Lytechinus variegatus (green sea urchin), 3542 nucleotides. RefSeq names its product transcriptional protein SWT1-like. Lineage: Eukaryota; Metazoa; Echinodermata; Echinoidea; Temnopleuroida; Toxopneustidae. The record is from RefSeq and is a predicted model, not a curated record. Gene Ontology annotation, cellular component: nucleus. The transcript has 19 exons. The coding region runs from base 380 to 2992 and encodes 870 amino acids. Gene Ontology annotation, molecular function: protein binding.